UGUCGGCCGAUAGUCGUGUCCCCAAAUCGAAAUCGAAACCCUAGAGCGUCCCCACGUCAUGUUCGUGACGGCGGAUCCGGCCGGCGCUGGCGCCGGCGACCGUUUCCGUGGCGGCUGGUCCUUCUGGAAUAUGCAGAGGAACCAGAGCCUCUUGGCCGCCUCGACCUCCACCAACUGGGGCCUCUCAACCUCCACCACGAAGAACGAGGGCUACUCCAUCUGGACCUCCGCGGGCGGCGAGUGGCGUCCCAGGCCCACGGACGCCCACGCCCCGGCGUACUACCACGACCUCGCCGAGUUCUACCUCGAGGCGGCCCGCCGCCUCCCCAUCGCCGACAUCCCGUACCUCGCCGACUGCAUCUCCAUCAGCGGCCUCGCCGUGGGCCUCGCCGACCCCGUCACCAACAUCGUCCUCACCACCAUCAACGCUUUCGCCAAGAGACCGUCCUACGUCCGGCCCCUAAAGCCAGAUGAUGCGCUAGAGAAAAUCAGCAAGAAGACCACCUUCGUCGUCGGCGCUCGCGACUCCCGCACUGGCCUCAUCGACUUCUUGCUGUGCUACUUCCGCAACCUCACAGAGGAUCAGGCCGAGAAAUGCCUCGACAUGGCCGGCCACCACCUCCCCCUCGCCGUCCACCUCAUCGAGGUGGGCCGCUGGGGCUCGGAGGUGGUUCCACUGCUGCAGCCGGAUGCUGCCAGGACCAAGACCGCUUUACAGCAGGCCGCGAACUGCUCCAAUAUCGAUGGCCUCGUGCGGCUCAUGACGUGGAGGUACCCUCGUCACCUCCUCGACCCUGUUCUGGAUGAUUUGCGCGGGGGGGAACAGCUUACCGCCGACUGCAUCUACAAGAUAUGUGACCUGCUGCGCUGUUCGUGGCCGCCGCAGCCAAUCCCUGCCCCAAUUCCUGGCAUUUAUCGGGACAACAGUGGGAACGUCACCACAAUCACCAAGAUCAGAAAAGACGUUUUCGUCACAACCACAGUAUCUAAAGACCAUGUUCCGACAGCCACAAUCACCUCAACUUGUCCGAGCAAUGAUGACUGCACUCAAGACGACGGUGUUCAUAUCUCAACGGAAUUAGCCACAGACAUAUCCUCCAGUGUGAACAGUAGAGUCUGCUUCUGGCGGGAGAACCCUGAUUUCCUCCCACUGUUGAAGAUGUCUUUUCUCGACACCGUGCAUGGCUUCUACAUCGAUGCGCUGGGCAUGCUUCCCAGUCAUGCGUUACGGGACAGCCACCUCCUCCGCGCCGUCCUCACAGCUGGACACUGCUAUGGCCCCUUGGACCCUGUGUCAAACAUCAUACUCAACUCCAUCUGGUACGACGCUGUCUUCCCGCUCUCGGAUGAUGUCUCCAAUCAAAUUGGAGCAGCUGACAUUCUUGAUGCUCGCUCCAUGACCCGUGUUGAAUCUCGUUCGCUCGACGGCUUUGUCGCCUUUGUCUGCUACACCUACUCAAUCUCGGAGCAAGAAGCAGUGGUACUGCUUUGCCAACAUCGCUUCAACCUCUCAUACAUGUUGCAGGGCUCAGAGAAGAUAUUCCUUAACUUGGCUUCUGCGGCACUGGUUGCCAAACACCCACAGCCUGCUGCCUUUGGGGAUUUCCUCAAUUCACUGACCCCAGCUAAACUUGUUCGCUUGCGCUCCCUUAUAUCCGACAGAGGUCUGCGCCAUGUUCUCUCUGAUGAUACAUUGGUGCAGCUAAAGAAGAUGGCGACCAACGCGACAGCAUGCGUUGCAGCAGCAGCAGCAGUGCAAAGUAUGACUCCUGAUUUGGGCCAAUCUGCCUUGAAGACACUGUCCGCUAGGAGGGAGACCUUCAAGUCUGAGCAGGAUUAUGUUCGCACAAAGUUGCAGAAGUUGCUACUUGACUACGGCCACGAUAAGAUGUGCUAUGCCAUCACUUUGCUUCUUUGCGAUAAGUCUGCUCUCAUUUAAUUCCAAAAAUUCUUACUGCUGGCUAUGGAGAAAACAAUCACUUUGCUUCUUCCAUGUGAUAGGCCUGCUUGUUUUUUCUUCCCGACAACACUCAUUUUCAUUUUCAAUUUUUUAUUGUCAUUAAUUUCGAAAGUUAGCUACUUACAAAAGAGUUGUAUUCUAUAUCCAAUGAAACAUAUAAAACUAACUGAUGUAUUAUUCAGAAAUUUAACAAUUAUAUGAAAGCGCAUGUGUAGUUUUCUUUUAUCCAUUUAUACCUGUGUCCGUUGCAGAUUCUAGACUAGUUAUAGAUUACCUCGUUUUCUGUUUUUUUUUUCUGAUUCCUUUUUUCGUUAGUAUGCAUGUGCAAAUACGUGACAUGAUCAGCUGUAGCCUUGGAGGUAUCCGUCUCCUAUACGUUUUGCUGAUUACAUGUGUGUUCGUUCCUUAUCUGUCUCUUCGUUCCUUAUACAUGUUUAAAUGUGACGGGAUAAUAUAUGCUCUUAUAUAUUAUGCACAGAACUUUUAAUCUAGACCGUUAUUAUUAGUAUCUAAUGGCUUAAAUAAUUUUAGCCCAUGUGGAUGAACGUCGUAGCUUUGUUAUCUAUUAUAUAUAUUUUAAAUAUAAUAUACUUCCUACGUCUCAAAAUAAGUGUCUCAACUUUAGUACAAUUUUGUAUUGAAGUUGAGACACUUAUUUUGGGACGGAGGGAGUAAUAGGUAGAUACUUUUGACCUGUAAAUUAAUUGCCGUCGUCGGUUGUCGUUACA
This is a messenger RNA of Triticum dicoccoides, 2688 nucleotides long. RefSeq lists its product as uncharacterized. The transcript has 2 exons. The record is from RefSeq and is a predicted model, not a curated record. NCBI's taxonomy places the organism in Eukaryota, Viridiplantae, Streptophyta, Magnoliopsida, Poales, Poaceae. Bases 59 to 1939 code for a protein of 626 amino acids.